Molecule: messenger RNA, 2734 nt
Organism: Oryza sativa Japonica Group (Japanese rice)
Lineage: Eukaryota; Viridiplantae; Streptophyta; Magnoliopsida; Poales; Poaceae
Product: protein RETICULATA-RELATED 5, chloroplastic
Source: RefSeq, a predicted model, not a curated record
CUCUUCUAGAAAUCUCUUGUGCAUUUUACGGUCCUACCUCGUGAAACUGAUGUAUCUGGUUUGAAUUUUGCCAUGGACGCAAUCCAUGGUAUAUACAACAGGCACUUUUUCACACGUUUCUGACUGUCAAGGCUGAGGCCUGAAGAUCCAGUGGCUGGUAUCUUUGCUUAUCCACACACAAAGCUCGAACUCUCGGCCGCGAAAAUGUCACACGCGCCGUGCCGAAACGCCGCCUCCUUCAAACCGCUCCUCCCCUCCCGCCUCCGGGCCAAGCCCCUCGCCGGCAUCUCCUCCUCCCCACGCCGCAACGUGUCCGCCUCCGCCGCCUCCUCCCAGUCCCGCCGCGACUUCCUCCUCCUCAUCCCCUCGCUCGCCGCCGCCUCCGCCAUCCUCCGGCCGCUCCCUUCCUCCGCCGCCGAUGGCGAGGCGCCUCCCACGGAUUCAUCCUCCCCCUCGCCGCCGUCUGCGGAGGAGGCGGGGGCGGUGGUGGAGGAGGUCGACGAGUCGGCGCUGUCGAGGGUGUACGAUGCCACGGUCAUCGGGGAGCCGGAGGCUGUGGGGAAGGACGCGAGGGGGCGGGUCUGGGAGAAGCUGACGGCCGCGAGGGUGGUGUACCUCGGCGAGGCCGAGCUCGUGCCCGACCCCGACGACCGCGUGCUCGAGCUCGAGAUCAUGAAGGGGCUCGCGACCCGGUGCGCGGAGGCCGAGCGGGGCGUGGCGGUCGCGCUCGAGGCGUUCCCCUGCGACCUCCAGCAGCAGCUCGACCAGUUCAUGGACGGAAGGAUUGAUGGUAGCAUCCUAAAGUUGUACACGUUGCACUGGCCACAAGACCGGUGGGAGGAGUAUGAACCUCUUCUGAAUUAUUGCCGUGAUAAUGGAAUUAAGCUUAUUGCUUGCGGAACUCCACUUGAGGUGAAAAGAACUGUCCAAGCAGAUGGGAUUAGAGGCCUUUCAAAGGCAGAAAGACAAGAAUAUGCCCCUCCAGCAGGCUCUGGCUUCAUCUCUGGCUUUUCAUCUAUCUCAGGCCGGUCAUUGAUAGACAAAAUUUCAUCAGCUCGUGAUUCUCCUUUUGGUCCUACCUCAUAUUUAUCAGCACAGGCAAGAGUAGUUGAUGAUUAUACCAUGUCACAAAUUAUUCUGAAAGAGCUUAAUGGCGGGGAUACUUCAAGGAUGCUAAUUGUUAUAACGGGUGCAAGCCAUGUUAUUUAUGGGUCACGAGGAAUCGGUGUUCCUGCCAGAGUAUCUAAAAAGAUGCCAAAGAAAGACCAAGUUGUUGUACUACUUGAUCCUGAGAGACAAAGCAUAAGGAGGGAAGGUGAAAUCCCGGUUGCUGACUUCUUAUGGUAUUCAGCAGCUAAACCUUGCAGUAGAAACUGCUUUGACCGUGCUGAAAUUGCACGAGUUAUGAAUGCUGCUGGUAGGAGACCUGAAGCUUUGCCUCAGGAUCUUCAGAAAGGAAUAGAUCUUGGUGUAGUUUCUCCUGAGAUACUGCAGAACUUUUUCGACCUUGAGAAAUACCCUGUUAUGUCUGAACUGAUUCACAGAUUCCAAGGUUUCCGUGAAAGAUUGCUGGCAGACCCCAAAUUCCUUCAAAGGUUGGCUAUUGAAGAAGCUAUAUCAAUAACGACCACUCUAUUAGCACAGUACGAAAGACGGAAAGGGCGAUUUUUCGAAGAAAUUGAUUAUGUACUCACCGAUACAAUUAGAGGCUCUGUGGUUGAUUUCUUUACAGUGUGGCUUCCUGCUCCUACUAUUUCAGUCCUUUCUUAUGCUGAUGAUGGUUCUGGUGAGAGUUUGGAGUUCGUCAAAGGCCUUUUAGGAUCAUUGCCAGAUAAUGCAUUCCAAAAGAAUGUAUUGGGUCAAAAUUGGAAUAUGAAGCAGAGAGUUGCAGCAGUGUUAGUUGGUGGUUUGAAACUUGCUAGCGUUGGGUUUAUUUCUAGUGUGGGGGCUGGAGCUUCCUCGGAUCUCCUGUAUGCUGCUCGAGGUGUGCUGAAAUCUUCAGUGAAUGCAGAAGCAGGACGGAAGAGAUCUCCUAUUUGGAAGUCAGCAGCUGUUUAUAGUUGCUUUCUUGGAACGUCAGCAAACUUGCGGUAUCAGAUCAUUGCUGGUUUAGUGGAGCAUCGGCUAGGAGAGAGUCUAGCUACUAGCUACAAUCAGCCACUUCUUGCUAGUUUGUUGUCCUUUGUGGCAAGGACAGUGAACUCAUACUGGGGAACACAGCAAUGGGUUGAUCUUGCGAGAUAUACUGGACUACAAAAAACCAAGGAAGUUCCUCCUGUUGAGGCCACAGCACCACCUGCUGAAACGUCACAGUUAGCCACACCGCCCGCUGAAACAUCACAGUUAGCCACACCACCCGCUGAAACAUCACAGUUAGAGGAUGGUAGAACAGAAGUACAAAAUUUGGAUGACAACAGCAACCAAUCAAGUGGUUGAACCUAGUGAUUUGGUUACUUCACAAUGCCUUCAAAGUACAUAACGAUAUAGCUAGGUUUGUAUCACAAUUCCUUAGAGUUAGGGAGUACAUCACUUGUUAACCCCCAACACAGUACAUGCAUGUACUGCUUGUGAUUUUAGAGUAAAAAUUGGAAGGGGGACACUUGCAGUCUUCUGAGGAUUGCAGCAACAACCGUUUUCUUCUCUGUAAUUCAAAACAGGUUGUAAUUUAGUAGGAUCGCAUACUGUAGAAAGUUUGGCAGGUUUGCCUGUUGCAAUAAAAUCUUUCCGCCUGCUA